Messenger RNA from Acromyrmex echinatior (Panamanian leafcutter ant), 5808 nucleotides. It is a transcript of the gene Synj, whose product is annotated as synaptojanin. Gene Ontology annotation, molecular function: phosphatidylinositol-4,5-bisphosphate 5-phosphatase activity; nucleic acid binding. Gene Ontology annotation, biological process: phosphatidylinositol dephosphorylation; synaptic vesicle endocytosis. Lineage: Eukaryota; Metazoa; Arthropoda; Insecta; Hymenoptera; Formicidae. The record is from RefSeq and is a predicted model, not a curated record.
ACGACCGCGCAACAAUGGCGAUGGGCAAGAGUCUCCGCGUCUACGAAAAGCUAGAUUCUCCCAAACCGCACUCGGUCAUACUCGAACAGCGGGGCCGCAAGGAGACGCUGCUCUUCGAAUCGCAGGCAAUCGCAGUCCUUUCUGCCGAGGAGCACGAGUUUCUAAAACCGAAAUAUACUAAAUUAUUGGACGCGUACGGAUGUCUGGGUGUUCUACAGCUGAAUGCAGGCGAGAACACUCUGUUAUACCUCGUUCUGGUUACCGGAUGUUUUUCCGUUGGAAAGAUCGGUGAAUCAGAAGUUUUCCGAAUAACGCAGUCGAGUUUUGUACCUCUGUUCUACAGUCAAGGAAUGGAGGAUCGCGUGUCUGAAGUCAGGAAGGUCCUGAAUUCUGGAACAUUUUAUUUCUCUUGGUCUGCUGGACAGAAGUCGCUCGAUAUUACGUUGAGCGCUCAGAGAAGAUGCAAAUCUACGACUACGGAUAAUAGGUUCUUCUGGAAUCGAAUGUUGCAUAUUCAUCUAUUGAGAUACGGCGUAGAUACGAGUCAAUGGUUAUUGAAAGCAAUGUGUGGCAGUGUAGAGAUUAGAACCGUCUAUGUUGGACACAGACAAGCUCGAGCGGUGCUCAUGUCUAGAUUAAGUUGCGAACGUGCUGGUACUAGAUUUAAUGUUAGAGGAACUAAUGAUGACGGACACGUAGCGAAUUUCGUGGAAACAGAACAGGUGAUCUAUAUAGACAACGAAGUGACAUCUUAUGUUCAGACAAGGGGUUCGGUACCACUGUUCUGGGAGCAACCUGGUGUACAAGUCGGUUCCCACAAAGUGAAAAUAUCACGCGGUUUCGAGACUUCCGCGCCUGCCUUUGACAGGCAUUUAGAUAUGAUCAAAAAGCGUUACGGUCAGCAAGUCAUCGUUAAUCUUCUUGGCUCCAGUUUGAUCGGCAGCAAAGAAGGGGAAGCAAUGUUGAGUCAAUUGUUUCAAACCCAUCACAAUAUGUCGGAGCACAAAGACGUGCCGCACAUCCUGUUUGAUUAUCAUCAGGAGUGUCGCGGUGGAAAUAUGAAAAAUCUGUCGAAGCUAAAGGCAAAGGUCGAAAAGUAUCUGGAGUCGUUUUCGCUGUUUUAUGCUGUCGGUAAUACUGUAAUUCUUGAACAGACUGGCACCAUCAGAACAAAUUGUUUGGACUGUUUGGACAGAACAAACUGCGUGCAAACAUUCUUUGCGCUCGAGAUGCUUGCUAAACAGAUGGGUUUGUUGAAACUGAUGGAGAAGCAGCAGAUGGUUUCGAGAUUUGAGGAAGUGUUUCGUCAGAUGUGGAUCAACAAUGGUAACGAGGUCAGCAAGAUAUACGCAGGUACUGGUGCCAUCCAGGGCAGUUCUAAGCUAAUGGACGGUGCGAGAUCGGCAGCUAGGACGAUACAAAAUAAUUUACUGGAUUCCAACAAGCAGGAAGCGAUCGAUAUCCUAUUAUUAGGUUCAACAUUAAAUACAGAAUUAGCUGACAGAGCACGUUUAUUGUUACCAUCUAACAUGUUACAUGCCGCACCGAACCUUUUGCGAGAAAUGUGCAAACGGUAUAACGAGUAUGUGGAUACAAUGAAUCUCAGAGUAAGCAUCGGUACUUACAACGUUAACGGAGGCAAGCAUUUUAGAAGUGUAGUUUAUAAGGAUGUAUCCCUGGCCGAUUGGUUAUUCGAUGGACCAAACAGAUCUUCAUUCUUAGUAUCCUUACAACAGGAAGACAAUGUUCCUGUAGAUAUAUUCGCAAUAGGAUUCGAGGAAAUCGUCGACUUAAAUGCCAGUAAUAUUAUGGCCGCCAGUUCGGAUAAUGCCAAGGCUUGGGCUGAGGAACUGCAGAAGGUGCUAUGCAAAGACACAGAAUACGUUCUCGUGACAUAUCAGCAGCUGGUAGGCGUCUGCCUCUAUUUAUUCAUACGACCUGUACACGCACCGUAUCUGCGCGACGUAGCAGUGGAUUGCGUGAAAACGGGAUUGGGAGGCGCUACCGGAAACAAAGGCGCUGCAGCAAUUAGAUGCGUCCUAUACUCCACGUCCUUUUGUUUCGUGUGCGCGCAUUUCGCCGCUGGCCAGUCUCAGGUGAAUGAACGUAACGCUGACUAUGCCGAGAUCACAAGGAAGAUAACAUUUCCUAUGGGUAGAACGCUGAACACUCAUGACUAUGUGUUUUGGUGUGGUGACUUCAACUAUAGAGUCGACAUGGAUAAGGAUGAAAUGAAGGAAUUGAUCAAGCAAAGUGAAUUGGAUCAGAUACUGCAAUACGAUCAAUUGAGGGUUCAACAAGAACAGGGCAAUGUCUUUAAGAACUUCCAGGAAGGACCCAUUACUUUCGCUCCUACGUACAAAUAUGAUUUGUUCUCGGACGAUUAUGACACCAGCGAGAAGUGUCGUCAACCCGCAUGGACAGACAGAGUUCUUUGGAAACGCAGGAAGCAAAUACCUGAUAUUGACUCGCCUACAGAUUGGAAUUCAGGAAAGUUGGUUUAUUACGGCAAAGCGGAAUUGAAGCAAAGUGAUCAUCGACCAGUAAUUGCCACGAUUGAUAUAGACGUGCACUGUGUCGAUCCCGAGAAGCGUGAGUGCGUGUUCAAAGAAGUGAUACAAGAUCUGGGUCCUCCCGAUGGUACGAUAAUAGUCAAAGCGGUGGAAGAUAUCGAGGAUAUGGAUAGUGUGUUCGAUAAUAAUCUUAUGUUCGCGCUGAUACAAGACCUAUCUCACAUCGGCGAGGCAAUUCUAGUACGUUACGUCGGCGAGACUAUCUGGGUGACAUUCAGGGAUGGCCAGUGCGCCCUGGCUGCGGCGAAGAAGGGCAUGACGCAGGUGUGCGGUCAAACAUUAAAAUUGUCGCUAAAAUCACCUGAUUGGAUACAGCAGAUCGAAAAAGAAAUCGAAAUCUGCAGUAACACUACAGUCGCUCAGUUCACGGCGGACUCGCCAUUAAGAAGUCCCAUGCAACGAUUGGAACAAUUGGAGAUUGCCGAGCGGCCAUCUCCCAGCAGAGGUAGCCCAAAUGGCAUAAUUCCACCACCGAGACCAGCACCACCGGGUCGACCCUCCCAGCCACCGAAAAGUCCCGCUCACGAGCGAAAGCAAAUACCACGAGCGGGUGUCUUCAGCGUGAUUCCCAACCAAUUCGCGCGCCCAAUGACGUCACCGGUUGCGGAUACGAUGGAGGAUGAUCGACAAGACGAGAGACUUUCGCCGGAUUCAGCUAUAUACGAGGAAAUACUUGAUGGAUCGCCUAGUUACCCUGUACCAAAUCGACCACCGCCGCCUUUACCACGUAUGGACGGUCCUCAGGAAUCAUUGAGUAGACCACCGCCCAGCUCAGUACCUCCUCCAUUGCCGCAUAGACAAGCUCCGCCGCCUCCGCAGCACCCACCACCGAGUCUACCCCCAUCGAACGCUCCACCACCUGUUCCAGCAAGAACCACCGGUGGGCCGCCUAUUCCGGCCAGAAAUCCUCACUAAAAGACAGACGAAAGAGUAGAUAGGACGCAUAAAUGGGACAUAAAUCCUAUUAGGCCAGACUUCCGGUACGCUUAGCAUUAAUCUAGUACGUGUGAUUAUUUAUGAGAUUAAACGACGAGACGACAAUAGUCGGCGAGUCUUCACUUCCAAACUGAGUUACAGAUCCGCGUAGCAUAUUUAAGAAUCCCAAAUCUGUUCUGUGAUUACUCUAAAAGCGAUCGGUGGUCAUCGCGAGUCGGAGUAAUUGCAAGUCAUUUCGAUCUCUGAUCGCGAAUAUAAUUAAUUAUAGUAAAUUUGUACUCGUAGAUUAUUCUUGAGCUUAUCGAACACUGUAUUUUGUAUUUCCAUAUGUUGAUGGUAAUAUAAUCGUGUUAAUCUGUUCUCGCGAUAACACGAGAAACCAUUGUUUUUGCAUCGAAUGUUUAAAGUGGCGCGAACGAUUAUUGUUUCGAAGAUCCAAUCGAUUUAUAAUUGUUGACACAGAUUUAAAAAUGUAUAUUCAAAGCCCGUUGAAAUCGUUGUAAAAUUGGAUAUAUCACAAACACGUUAAUAUAAUCAUCAGAGUUUAAACAGCGAAAUACUUACGAUAAUAAUGUUAUAGUUGUCACUGCUUGUAUUAUAUAUUAAUAACUUAAAAUGUUAAUUCUCAAUGUUAGAAUUACUUUUAAGGUUUAGGAGUCUUCUACGAUAUCUUAGUAGCGUAAAAACUACCAAAAAAAUAUGUAACUAAGACUCCGAGGAGCGAAUUUAAUUUUACAAUUAAUCGUGUGUAGUAUGGUGUAAUAGAAGGAAAAUGAUAGACUCAAACAACAGUAUUCUCACAGAUGUAAAGUAAGAUAUUUCUUAUAAUUGCCCUGAAUUUCCUCUUUCUUGCACGCGAUGCUGAAAGCGGCUAAUUUAAUUAAUUUAAGCUCAUCCUGUAAUUAUGUUCGUUUAUAUAUCUCUUUUUUAUAUAUCUAAUUUCAAAGUUCCUAUAUUUUGCAUUCCAUCAAAAUUUUUAGAACGUCCGUCCCAACGGGUCCAACGAUCACCUAUAUUUCUUUCUUAACGCCUCGCAAUUUUUGAUUCUCCAGAGAACACAGUAUCAUGUUUCCUAUUAUAAUAUUUACAGAGUGAAUAACAAAUACAAAUUAAAUGAAGAAUAGUCAUUACGUAAGCGUCAUAAUUUUCAAGAAAAUACGUAUGAUAUGGCAGCCAAAAUGUUAAUUUAUGGGUGUUUUCCAACAGAUUAAACACUGUCGUACUAUCACAUUAUUACAAUUAAUAACAUUAAGUUUAUUUGCGUUGCUUGAAAUCCCCCAAAAUUUUUGCACUUGAAAGGAGAUAAAUAUACAUUCGGACAUGAAGAGAGAGAAAGCGAAGAUGCCGAAUGCAAAAAGUACAAGCAACACAAACAGACCUUAUUAUUAUUAUAUAUUCACCUGCAAAAAAUAUAUAAUUCUUGAAAUAUUGAUAACUAAAACAUUUUGCACGCUUUGUACUUAAAUGUUUACAUUGUCGAGCAGUGCGACAUUGUAUUACAGUUAAAAUAUUUCGUAUUGAGCGUAAUAUUAUCCUGUAUCAUCACAUAUGUCAGAAUGAAAUAUGGCUCCGCAUAAAAGCGGUCGACUCAUUGGUGGGAUCCCAAGUUCAUCCUGUAUUUCCUCUUGAAAUCGUUUUUCAUAAUUUUUCCAUGUUGAAGAUUUAACAAUCCUUUAUAUGGCUUGUCUUCGUCGUGAGAACAGAGUAAUGAUACAUUCAUUCACAAAAUAAUAUACUCAUUUGCAAAAAAAAUAUAUUCCACAGUGACUUAUAUCUUGUAAGUCACUGUUGUUACAUUAAUAUUUUUUGCAGCUGAGUAUAUUACUAUUUUAUUGCUAUUUGCUUUUAGAUAACGAAAAAUCAUUUAAAGUGAAAAUAUACAUAGGAUAAACGAAUCUUAAAAUGGUUUUCCGUUACCUUUUAAUGAUUAAAAAAUUUGUCUAUUUCUAUCGUGAUAUCGUUUUCUGCAUAAAAAUAGUGUAAUAAAAUAAUUGAUAAUAAUAUGUCUAUCAAAAAAAUAUAUAAAUAACAGCCUAUAUUUUUGCGAGUAAGCAUAUUAUACCCUAUUUUCACGCAGAAGAUAGCAUCAUUACGAGUUUUAUCAAAUUGCAGUACAGAGAAAAAUCUUUUUUUCUAAGCUUUUAAUUUUAGUUCUAUAAAUUGAGUGCUGUUCGAUCACGAAAUGUGAAGCAAUUUUAUUUUGUCCAUGUAAGCUGUAAAAUUUUAGUCAGUCAAGAGCUGAAAAAAAUGUAACUUCUACCUUUUUUCAUUUUUAGUAUAAAAAUUGUCUGCCUCACAU